This is a messenger RNA of Paraphaeosphaeria sporulosa, 707 nucleotides long. RefSeq lists its product as uncharacterized. NCBI's taxonomy places the organism in Eukaryota, Fungi, Ascomycota, Dothideomycetes, Pleosporales, Didymosphaeriaceae. The transcript has a single exon. The record is from RefSeq and is a predicted model, not a curated record. The coding region runs from base 4 to 543 and encodes 179 amino acids.
GAAAUGGACGGCCUGCAGGUUGCAAAAACCUCGGCAUCAGCUUCGGCUUUAGCGCAGAGUUGCAUUGAGAGUAAAGACGCAAUGGACGAAGUUUUGCAGAUUCGAGUGUCUGGUAUCGACAAUGCGUUGAAGAGAGCACUCGACCGUCUGCGCAAGAUGAACAGCCUAAGCAGUGACAACAGUAGUCUAGUAAUGAAACUCGCAGGACUUGAUGUCCCGAAGGCCGAGCGAAAGGCAGUCCUGGAGCGACGGCGGAACGAUCGUAGAACUCCGUAUAUCAUGAUGAAGGUCACAAAUCAGAGCUUCCAAUUACCAGGCAUGUCGCAGCGCGUGUUUAAGCAAAUGGAUGAAAUAGAUGAUUCGUUGCAUUGCGUCUUGGAUGCGGCCAGGGCUAACUUUUACGCGCACGACACGCUAUUGGCGAGAGUCGAUGAGGAUGACCCCUACUGUAUGGACGAAACUUCGUAUGUAGUCAAGAAACCUGAGACUGUAGUAAUGGGUGUGGAAAAAGAACAAGUUGGAGACGGAAAGCGCGGCGGGUAACGACGGAAUCGCGUCUGAGGAGCACUAAGUACAUUAGCAUGAGAAGUUCAUGGCACUGAAAUAUGCCGUUGUACGCUGCAGUUGCAAUAAGGUUCGCAUGCAGACGGAGCCGCAUUCGUCAUUCCUGUGGUGAUGAUGCCACGUAGGUACCUGCCAGUUUUGGG